Chelonia mydas (Green sea turtle) is the source of this 5455-nucleotide messenger RNA. RefSeq names its product fibroblast growth factor receptor 1 (gene FGFR1). Gene Ontology annotation, biological process: fibroblast growth factor receptor signaling pathway; positive regulation of cell differentiation; positive regulation of kinase activity. Gene Ontology annotation, cellular component: membrane; signaling receptor complex. Gene Ontology annotation, molecular function: fibroblast growth factor receptor activity; fibroblast growth factor binding; ATP binding. The record is from RefSeq and is a predicted model, not a curated record. The transcript has 18 exons. NCBI's taxonomy places the organism in Eukaryota, Metazoa, Chordata, Testudines, Cheloniidae. Bases 585 to 3053 code for a protein of 822 amino acids.
ACUCAGCCCUGCUCUGCAGCGCGCAGUGGGGGACUGGGCACCGGGCAGCAGCCGGAGGAGGGAGGCGCGUCGCUCCGGAGCGCACGGAGGGAACCCGGGGAACGCAGCGCAGCGCAUCCACCGCAGCUCGUCCGGGCACCUGGGCUUCCAGCCCCCGGGAUCGGCGGAGUCUAGGGGGCGUCGCGGCCACUUGUGUCUUCCCCGGGGGCCGAGCCCCUUCCCGGAUCUACAGCGCACGGGGGCCCCCUUGGCGAGAUGGAGCCGGGGCUGUGAGCUGGGGCGGCUCGGGAGGUCUGCGCGCCUCCAGCCCCGGCCAGGGCUCUGCGCCUAUUGUUCCCAGCAGCCGGCGCCGCUGGGGGAUUGUGUCCCCGCGGCAGCUCCGGGGGCACCGAGCGGGACCGGCCCCGCCUGGAGCGGCCGCUCCCCCACUGGACCCCGCGGACUGUGCCCAGCCGGACCGCUGGAAGGCACUGGAAGUUUGGAAGAGAAGAUUAAGCGAGCCCCAGCUAGCAAGCAGGCAGUCUCGACUGGAGUCCCCAUGGAGUUCCGGAGCCCGGUUGCCAAACAGUAGCAGCAGAACUGGGAUGUUUACCUGGAGGUGCCUCCUCUUUUGGGCUGUGCUGGUCACAGCCACGCUGUGCAGUGCAAGGCCGGCACCAACCCUGCCAGACCAAGUUCUGCCCAAAGCGAAAAUUGAAGUGGAGUCGCAUUCGGCUCACCCUGGCGACCUCCUCCUAUUGCGCUGCCGGCUACGGGACGAUGUCCAGAGCAUCAACUGGGUGCGAGAUGGGGUCCAGCUGGCAGAGAACAACCGGACGCGCAUCACUGGGGAGGAGGUAGAGGUCAGGGACGCUGUGCCUGAGGACUCAGGGCUCUAUGCCUGCAUGACCAACAGCCCCUCAGGGAGCGAGACCACCUACUUCUCCGUUAAUGUCUCAGACGCUCUUCCAUCCGCUGAGGAUGACGACGACGACGACGACUCCUCCUCAGAGGAGAAGGAGGCAGAUAACACCAAACCGAACCUGGCUGUGGCUCCCUACUGGACAUACCCCGAGAAGAUGGAGAAGAAGCUCCAUGCUGUCCCAGCUGCCAAAACGGUGAAGUUCAAAUGCCCGUCGAGCGGGACGCCCAGCCCCACGCUGCGCUGGCUGAAGAACGGCAAGGAGUUCAAGCCUGACCACCGCAUCGGUGGAUACAAGGUCCGCUACGCAACCUGGAGCAUCAUUAUGGACUCGGUGGUGCCGUCCGAUAAAGGCAACUACACCUGCAUCGUGGAGAACAAAUAUGGGAGCAUCAACCACACCUACCAGCUCGACGUAGUGGAGAGAUCACCUCACAGGCCCAUCCUCCAAGCUGGGCUGCCUGCUAACAAGACCGUGGCCCUGGGCAGCAAUGUGGAGUUUGUGUGCAAAGUUUACAGCGACCCCCAGCCGCACAUCCAGUGGCUGAAGCACAUUGAGGUCAAUGGCAGCAAAAUCGGACCCGAUAACUUACCCUACGUUCAGAUCCUGAAGCACUCAGGAAUUAAUAGCUCUGAUGCGGAGGUGCUGACCCUGUAUAAUGUGACAGAGGCCGAGAGCGGGGAGUAUAUUUGUAAGGUUUCCAAUUAUAUUGGCGAGGCUAACCAGUCUGCGUGGCUCACUGUCACCAGACCCAUGGCAAAAGCUAUUGAAGACAGGCCGGCCAUGAUGACCUCGCCGCUGUACCUGGAGAUCAUUAUUUACUGCACGGGGGCCUUUCUCAUCUCCUGCAUGGUCGUGACCGUCAUCAUCUACAAGAUGAAGAGCACCACCAAGAAGACGGACUUCAACAGCCAGCUGGCCGUGCACAAGCUGGCCAAGAGCAUCCCACUGCGCAGACAGGUAACAGUGUCAGCAGACUCCAGCUCCUCCAUGAACUCAGGGGUGAUGCUUGUCAGGCCCUCGCGGCUCUCCUCUAGUGGCACCCCCAUGCUGGCAGGUGUCUCGGAAUACGAGCUUCCCGAAGACCCUCGGUGGGAGCUCCCCCGGGACAGGCUCAUCCUGGGUAAGCCUCUGGGUGAAGGCUGCUUUGGGCAAGUGGUUCUCGCUGAAGCCAUCGGCCUGGACAAGGACAAGCCAAACCGCGUGACUAAAGUGGCAGUCAAGAUGCUGAAGUCUGAUGCUACGGAGAAGGACUUAUCUGACCUGAUAUCUGAGAUGGAGAUGAUGAAAAUGAUUGGCAAGCACAAGAACAUCAUCAACCUCCUGGGAGCCUGCACUCAGGAUGGUCCACUCUAUGUGAUUGUGGAGUAUGCGUCCAAAGGCAACCUGCGGGAGUACCUGCAGGCCCGGCGGCCCCCCGGCAUGGAGUACUGCUACAACCCGACCCAUCUCCCCGAGGAGCAGCUCUCCUUUAAGGACCUGGUGUCCUGCGCGUACCAAGUGGCCAGGGGGAUGGAAUACCUGGCAUCCAAAAAGUGCAUCCACAGAGACCUGGCUGCCAGGAACGUCCUGGUGACGGAAGACAACGUGAUGAAGAUCGCAGACUUCGGCCUGGCCCGGGACAUCCACCACAUCGAUUACUACAAGAAGACGACGAAUGGUCGCUUACCAGUGAAGUGGAUGGCACCGGAGGCCUUGUUCGACCGAAUAUACACCCAUCAGAGCGACGUGUGGUCCUUUGGCGUGCUGCUGUGGGAGAUCUUCACGCUGGGCGGCUCGCCAUACCCCGGGGUGCCUGUUGAGGAGCUCUUCAAGUUGUUGAAAGAAGGCCACAGAAUGGACAAGCCCAGCAACUGCACCAAUGAGCUAUACAUGAUGAUGCGAGAUUGCUGGCACGCAGUCCCAUCCCAGAGACCCACUUUUAAGCAGCUGGUAGAAGACUUGGAUAGGAUUGUGGCCAUGACCUCCAACCAGGAAUACCUGGAUCUUUCCAUGCCGCUGGAUCAGUAUUCUCCCAGUUUCCCAGACACCCGCAGCUCCACCUGUUCCUCGGGGGAGGACUCAGUUUUUUCCCACGAUCCUCUUCCAGACGAACCUUGUCUUCCCAAGUACCCGCAUCAGCACGCCAACGGUGGACUUAAACGACGCUGAGGCUGGGACUUCCAUGCAACAGACUGACAACUCUGUGUGUGUGCGUGUGUGUUUGCAUGCGUCUCUGCUAUCCAGGCUGCUGCCAGGAAGCUGUCUGUGCAGCUGUCCAUCACUUUUAGCUAUUGCGUAAAGGAUUUCAAAGACACAUCUCCCAUAACCAAAUUCACCGAUGUCUCAUGCCAGCUUCACCAGCCACCUUAGCUGUGAACUGUCUGCAUCUGAAAGGUUUGUUUUUUAUUUCCUUUCCAUGAAACCUGUGCUUGAAUAGUUGCAGUGGACUAAAACUGAACUCCACUCUUUGGCCAGUGCCCAGACAGAGAACCAGCUGCAGGCUCCCUCUCCUGGAACCAGCCAAUAAUGUGCGUUCCUUUCUUUGCAAGGGAUUGACAGACUGAGAGUCCCAAGGAGGAGGACAUGGAAACCUGGGCUAUCCUUGUGUUCUUUUAUACUUGCAAACCCACGCGAUCCAAACUUCGACAGCUCAAUAAGCUAAUGCCAGCACUGAGUGCAGCUCCACCAGCGGUGAAGAAGUGCAGGCUGGGAAAUCUUAAUGCGUCGGAAGCAUCUCUGUCUUAGAUGGUGCGGGAACCCUAGCUGGGUGGUUAUUGCAAUGUGAGAUGGUUUGAAGACUGGCCAAUGGCUUAUUAAUUCCAAUACUAAUUUGCUUUGCUGACCAAACACAUGGUACGCUGGAAAUGGCCAGACGCAGCAUAUACCCCGGCUCAGCACUGAUAGUGGAGGAAGCAGCCAAAUGUACCAGUGCUAAAAACAAACAAAAAGAAAUCUUGUGUACAUAGCUACAAAUAUGUAUAAAUAUGAAUAUAUAUUUACAUGUCUUUUUAAAAAGGGUUGUUACCAGAGAUAUACCAGUUUGGUAGUAAGUUACUAGUGGCUGGUAGAGAUCAGUUGCUAUAAAAAAAAAAAGUUCAUAUAUUUUGCUACUUUUGCUGUUUUUAUUUUUUUAAAUUAUGUUCUAAACCCUAUUUCAGUUUAGGUCCCUCAAUAAAAAUCGCUGCUGCUUCAGUUUUAUAUGGGGUUGUAUUAAACAGUACUAAUGACAAUGUUUGCUGCCUUUCGGGAAUAUGUUGUCAUUGUAUAAAUGGCCUUUUCUCCCUUCUCACACCUCGACCCCCAUGUAAAUCCCUCUGUUGGCAUCUGGUGCUGGGUUCUGGAUCUGAGGGGCCCUUCUGGACUCGGGCACAGCUUGUGAAGCACUCGGAUCACCAUAUUGGUGCGUGAGUGUGUGAUAGUGACGUGCUGGAGAGCCACUGUGAUCUGUAUUUUAAACAGAGGCCUUAGGAUACUGCCAGUGACAGAGCUGGGACUCUGCCCGUGUGGGGAGGGGCAAAGCGCCUUUCCCAGCAAUAGCCAUAGGCGUUUGUAGGAAGCGUGAAUAACCCUUUGUCAUAUCUGAGUUGGUUCCCUGCUGUGUGCCUUGCAUGGGGCAUCUGGAGAGAGCAGGGAAUACUGAAUCAGCAUCCAUGGUGUUUAGCCACAUCCGAUCCUGCUUUGCAAUGUACAUUCCAGCCGCGCUCCAAGCCUGCUUCAGUCUUCCCAUCCCUGUCUCUGAAUCAGCUCCUCAUUGCUCCCGCCAUGCACUCUGGUCUAGAGUGUGGAGUGCAGGGGCUGGUGAGCCCCUGUCUCUCCUCCACCUGGCGAGGUGCUCUGCUUCCUCGAACGAACUCCUUGAGUGCCUUAAACGCACCUGGUACAUCUGCACGGUGCGGAUGAGGAGGUCUGCAGGGAGGAGCUCUGUAGAUUCUUUCUUCCCAGUGGAAGGCCAAGGGAAGCUCCCUUCCAAAGCGGAAUAAGAGGUGUCCUUGUCCUUGUUCCGGGGGAAGUUCCUUGCAGUGGCUCAGCAAGGACUGUUUGGCCAGUGGUUUUGUGUGUCUUUGAACGCUCUUUUUCCAGUGACACUUUCAGUUCUUAGAAACCUCAACCCUGCCUUGUAUUGGAAGCCCCGGCUGUGGUUAGCAUGGAGAUAAACUUGGGCUGCUUAGCUUGGGCUGUGGAAGGGAACAUUUUUGUUGGGUUUUUUUUUUUUUACACGAGGCCACAUCCUUAACUGGCUUUUCCUUGUGCUAGACCUGCACUUCACUGAACUCCACGUUAUCUGCGUUCAGCAAACUCUCCCUCUUAGCUGCGGCCAUUGAAGGCCGAAUCCAGAUUCCCCACCCUCUCGCCCCCUGGAGCAGUUCCUCCGGGGGAAAGGUGCCUUUGUGCUGUGGCAGACGCCCAGGAGCAGGAGCCCUUCCCUUCCACCCACAGGCAUUUCAAACUCCAGAGCCAGGAUGCUGUUACUUGAAAAGUUUAUUUUGCCUUUGUACGGAGAAAUAUUAUUGUUCUAAGCUCUUCUGUAAUGAAUCUGGAAUUCUUGUAAUUAUUAAAGACUUUAACCAAGA